This is a messenger RNA of Paramisgurnus dabryanus, 5357 nucleotides long. RefSeq names its product NACHT, LRR and PYD domains-containing protein 3-like. The record is from RefSeq and is a predicted model, not a curated record. Gene Ontology annotation, molecular function: protein binding. Lineage: Eukaryota; Metazoa; Chordata; Actinopteri; Cypriniformes; Cobitidae.
UAACACGAACACGAGUAUUCUUGGCGGGGGCGCGCCUCUGUCCUCGUGAGUUCAACUGGAUCUAACUGAUGUUUACCUCAGACGACAGUUUUCGUUUCUGUGGUAAAUUCUAAGGUCAUUUUUUGGUGUGUUUUUCCAUUGGCUUAAGAUAUUAGUUGUGGAGAUCAGAUUGAUCAGAUUCACCUCUGCAGCUCCAUCAUGGAUCAAACACAAACAUCAACAGGUGGAGAUUUUUCUCCAGGAUGCAGUUCAGUUUAUCAGAAGAGAUCAGAUCCAGAGAUCAGAUGUGUGUCUAUGAAGAGUGACGUGUCUAUUGAUCAACCAUUAAAUUUUAAGAGUGAUGAUACAAGGCCUAAUCUAAGUUUAGAUCAUCAGAAGAGAUCAGAUCCAGAGUUCAGCUGUGUGUCUAUGAAGAGUGACGUGUCUAUUGAUCAACCAGUCAAUUUUAAGAGUAAUGAUACAAGGCUUAAUCUAAGGUCAGAUCAUCAGAAGAGAUCAGAUCCAGAGAUCAGCUGUGUGUCUAUGAAGAGUGAUGCGUCUAUUGAUCAACCAUUACAUUUUAAGAGUGGUGAUACACAGCCUGAUAACAGACCAGAAGUAACCGAACCCGACUGUGAUUGUAGGAAGAUUGAGCAAUCUGAGAAUCAAACACCAGACAUCAAUGAAAACAUGAGUCCUUGUUUCAGCCAUGAGUCUAAUCUUGCUGAAUUACUGAACACAUUCAGAUCAAAUCUGAGGAAGAAGUUUGAGUGUUUGUAUGAGGUAACAUCAAAUGAGAGAAACCCAACACUACUGAAUGAGAUCUACACAGAGCUCUACAUCACAGAGAGUGACAGUGGAGAGAUCAGUAAUGAACAUGAGGUGAGACAGAUUGAGACACAAUCCAGAAGAACAACAACAGAGGAGACACCAAUCAAAUGUAAUGACAUUUUUAAACCUUUACCUGAACAAGACAAACACAUCAGAAGUGUGCUGACAAAGGGAGUCGCUGGCAUUGGAAAAACAGUCUCUGUACAGAAGUUCAUUCUGGACUGGGCUGAAGAGAAAGAGAAUCAGGACGUCCACCUCAUAUUUCCACUUCCUUUCAGAGAGAUCAAUUUGAUGAAGAACAAAACACUCAGUCUUUUAGAUCUUCUUCAUCUUUUCUUCCCACAAACAAAAGAAAUGGAAAUCUUCAGUGAUGAAUAUAAAGUGUUGUUCAUCUUUGAUGGUUUGGAUGAGUGUCGUCUGUCUCUGGAUUUUCACAGCAGUGUGAGGCUGUGUGAUGUAAGUAAAUCAACCUCAGUGGACGUUAUGCUGACAAACCUCAUCAAGGGGAAUCUGUUUCCCUCUGCUCUCAUUUGGAUCACCGCCAGACCAGCAGCAGCUGAUCUCAUCCCCACUGAGUUUGUUGAUCGAGUCACAGAGGUACGAGGCUUCAGUGAUCCACAGAAGGAGGAAUACAUCAGGAAGAGAAUCAGUGAUGAGAGUCUGUCUGAUCAAAUCAUUCCACACAUGAAGUCAUCCAGGAGUCUCUACAUCAUGUGUCAAAUCCCAGUGUUCUGCUGGAUUUCAGUCACUGUUCUAGAGAGAAUGUUGAGUGAAGCAGAGAGAAGAGAGUUCCCCAAGACUCUCACUCAAAUGUACACACACUUCCUGAUCAUUCAGACAAACAUCAAACAUCAGAAGACCUAUGAGAAGAAAGAUGAAGACAUGAUCUUCAAACUGGGUAAACUGGCUUUUGAGCAGCUUUUGAAAGGCAAUCUGAUCUUUUAUGAUGAAGACCUGAGAGAGUGUGGCAUUGAUGUAGCAGAAGCAACAGUGUACUCAGGAUUGUGUACUCAGAUCUUCAGAGAGGAGUUUGGUUUGUAUCAGGGGAAAGUUUACUGCUUUGUUCAUCUCAGCAUCCAGGAACAUCUAGCAGCUCUUUAUGCUCACAUCUCCUUCACAAACUACAACAGAUAUGUGUUUGAUCAAAGUCAUAAGGCAGGUUGGUUUUGGAAAAUAUUGAGAAGAUUAAUAUGUAAAUCAUCAGAACAGAUUUCAUUAUCUGAGUUGCAUCAGCGAGCUGUAAAUAAAUCUUUACAGAGUAAGAAUGGACAUCUGGAUCUUUUCCUGCGUUUUCUUCUGGGUCUUUCACUGGAGUCCAAUCAGAUUCUCUUACAGUAUCUACUGACACAGAUGAGAAGAUGCUCCUACAUGAAAGAGGAAACUAUUGAGUACAUUAAACAGAAGAUGAAUGAGAAUCGGUCUACAGAGAAAUCCAUCAAUCUGAUUCACUUUCUGAAUGAAAUGGGUGAUGAUUCACUGCUGCAGGAGAUUCAAGAUUAUGUGACAUCUUAUUCAGUAGGAAAGACCAAACUCUCCUCUUCACAGUGGGCAGCUUUAGUUUUUGUGUUGUUGACGUCUGAGCAGCAAUUGGAUGAACUUGAUCUAAAUAAAUUUAUUGGAGAUAAAAAUAAAGCAGAUGAAGUUUUUGUGAAACUGCAGCCUUUGGUUAAAGAAACCAAAAAAAUCAAGUUGAGUGAUUGUUAUAUCACGGAUGAGGGUUGUGUUGCUCUAACUUCAGCUCUGAGAUCAAACCCAUCACACCUGACACAUCUGGAUCUGUCUGAGAAUAAUCUAAGAGAUUCAGGAGUGAAGCUGAUCUCUGAUGUACUGAAGAAUCCUGACUGUAAACUGGAGAUACUGAAGUUGAGUGAUUGUAAUAUCACAGAUGAAGGUUGUGUUGCUCUGACUUCAGCUCUGAGAUCAAACCCAUCACCCCUGAGAGAUCUGGAUCUGUCUGUGAAUUAUAAACUAAGAGAUUCAGGAGUGAAGCUGAUCUCCGAUGUACUGAAGAAUCCUGACUGUAAACUGGAAAUACUGCAGUUAAAGAGUUGUGAUAUCACAGAUGAAGGUUGUGUUGCUCUGACUUCAGCUUUGAGAUCAAACCCAUCACACCUGACACAUCUGGAUCUGUCUCGUAAUAAACUAAGUGAUUCAGGAGUGAAGCUGAUCUCUGAUGUACUGAAGAAUCCUGACUGUAAACUGGAGUUACUGGAAUUGAGUGAGUGUAAUAUUACAGAUGAAGGAUGUGUUGCUCUGACUUCAGCUCUGAGAUCAAACCCAUCACACCUCACACAUCUGAAUCUGUCUGAUAAUAAACUAAGAGAUUCAGGAGUGAAAUUUAUCUUUGAUGUACUGAAGAAUCCUGACUGUAAACUGAAGAUACUAAAGUUGUGGUGUGUUAAUAUCACAGCUGAAGGGGAUGCUGCUCUGACUUCAAACCCCUUACAUGUGAAAAAACUGAAUCAUAUUAAAUUGGGAGAUACAGAAGUGAAGCUGAUCUCUGAUGUACUGAAGAAUCCUGACUGCAAACUACAGAUACUGGAGUUGUCUACGUGCAAUAUCACAGAUGAAGGUUGUGUUGCUCUGGCUUCAGCUUUGAGAUCAAACCCAUCACACCUGAGAGAUCUGGAUCUGUCUGAUAGUAAACUCACAGAUUCAGGAGUGAAGCUGAUCUCUGAUGUACUGAAGAAUCCUGACUGUAAACUGAAGAUACUGAACUUGAAUAAGUGUCAUAUCACAGAUGAAGGUUGUGUUGCUCUGACUUCAGCUCUGAGAUCAAACACAUCACACCUGACACAUCUGACUCUGGCUAUGAAUAAUCUAAGAGAUUCAGGAGUGAAGCUGAUCUCUGAUGUACUGAAGAAUCUUGACUGUAAACUGGAGAUACUAAACUUUUAUAAGUGUGAUAUCACAGAUGAAGGUUGUGUUGCUCUGACUUCAGCUCUAAGAUUAAACCCAUCACACCUGACAUAUCUGAAUCUGUCUCAGAAUAAACUAAGAGAUUCAGGAGUGAAGCUGAUCUCUGAUGUACUGAAGAAUCCUGACUGUAAACUGGAGAUACUGAAGUUGGAGCGGUGUUAUAUCACAAAUAAAAGUUGUGUCGCUCUGACUUCAGCUCUGAGAUCAAACCCCUCAUCACACCUAAGAGAUCUGUAUCUGUCUGAGAAUAAACUCACAGAUUCAGGAGUGAAGCUGAUCUCUGAUCUAAAAGAUGAUCCACAUUAUAAACUACAGACAGUACGUUGGAAGUAAAGAUGUCUGUCUGAUCUUCAGUAUGAUCUGAUGGUGAAUAAGAAGACACAAUAGUGACAUCACAGACACUUCCUCUUAAACGUAUGAGUUGAUUAUUCAGUACAGGAUUUGUAUAUGUAUAAAGCCGUAUGUAUAAAGCCUCCUAAGUGUUAAGACUAGGUCUCAGCUACUAAAUUAUUAAAGAGAACUGGAGAGGUCUCCUAACCUAGUUAAGAGUAAUAAGGGGGCAGCAGAGAGGUGGAGAUCAUGCCCUUUAAAACAAAGAAUGUGUUGGAAUUAUUUUCAUUCAAAUGUAUUUCUAUAGCACUUUUGACUAAUUUGUUGUUGUAUUGUUGCAAAAAAAAAAAAAACAUUUACAGUAAAUACAUGUUAGUAUAUAGACAGUUGAUAAACAUUAUAAUAUAAAGAUUAUGCAUUAUACAAUAUAACAUUACGAAAUAUAAAGAGUGUAUAGGGUUUUUUAUACAGUACAAUGUAUAUUAUAUUACACAAUAUAAUAUACCGUUUAAGAUGUAUAUUAGUAAAACUUAUUCAAGUGCAUGAACAGUACCAAGAUUUUUUAUGGGAUUAUCAAGACAGCAUACUUAAAUGGUAUAAAAAAUUGCAUAAUAAACACAGUGAAAAUUUAAAGUUGGAUCAAAUUAUUGAUAAUGCCUAAAAAUUUGAUGUUUUUUUUAACUAAAAUUUUCUCAGUUUAAGUGAAAUAAUUAAAGUUAAAAAUGUUUAAAUAUUAGGUGUUACCAAUUGAAGUAAUUUUUUUAAGUAGAGCAGCUUUCACGUUUUACAGUUUAUGACAGGUAAAUAAAAUACCAUGAAAUGUAAAUAAAAUCUACAAUAAAAAAUGUGAAGUAUCUACAAGAUUGCAGUGGCACUAUUAAUAUCACUUUAAAUGUAAUGGAGUAUACAACCCCUGACCCAAAACAUAAUGUUAGCAAUGUUAGCAGUGAGCAAGCCAAAGGUGAAAGUGACAAAGAUGGCAUAAAUUACAAUGGUGUUUAAGUGGAGAAAUCCAACUGAACUUGAUCAUCUUGUUCAGGCUUGAUCAUCAAAGGAUUUUUUUAACUAAGUGUUUGCAAACUUUAGUCUUUUCUUUAUAAACAGCUUGUGAGUGAAAUCAGAAUGAUGUGCUUCAUCAUCUUAAUUUUAUUAAUAGCAUUACGUUUGUUUGUUUAUUUCAUGUUGAAACUUAAUCAAAAUGGUGCAAAAUUGUGUAAAAUAAAUGCAUGUACUUAUUUGUAAUAUUAUUUAACAUUUCGUGAAGCAAAUUCAAAUUAAAAUAUUUAAAUACUAAUAUA